Molecule: messenger RNA, 1623 nt
Organism: Dermatophagoides farinae (American house dust mite)
Lineage: Eukaryota; Metazoa; Arthropoda; Arachnida; Sarcoptiformes; Pyroglyphidae
Source: RefSeq, a predicted model, not a curated record
GCCAGCCAUAUUAAAUGAUAUGAUCAAUUUUGCUAAAUGUAUCUAUCAUCAGCAGCAACAUCAAUCAUCUAAACCGCUAUUACCAUCAUCAUCGCCAACAAUUUCCAUAUUACCAACAGCAGCAGCAACAACAACAACAACAACAACAACAGCGACAACUAUACAUUCACCAACAGCUGAUUUAUUAUUGAUGAAAACUCCAUUAACAACAAACGAAAGUUCAAUGAACAAAGGACAGAAUAAUGGUUCCAUUUUCAAUGAUAUUCAUUCAUUAGCAUCGAGUAGUAAUAGCAGUAAUGAAGCAAUCAGAAUUGUACAAAAUGGUCUUCAAUCAAGAUCAUUGUUUGAUUUGAAUGGUAAAGAUGGUGUGCACAAUAAUAAUCAACAAUGUCAUCAUCAUCAUCAUCAUCAACAUCAUGAUCAUGGUUACAAAACGCAAACAAAACCACAUCCAUCCAAAGUGGUAUAUUUUUCCACUAAAGAUGUAACAUCAAAACGUGUAAAUGAUAAGAAACGUCAUCAUCAUCAUCAUCAUCAUCAUCAUCAUCAGCAUUCGAUCAAAACUACAACAACGGCAGCACAACAUGAUGAUGAUGAGAAUGAGGAAAAAUUUGUUUGGAAUAAUAAUAAUAAUAAUAACAAUAACAAUAAUGCUGACAAAGCAGCAGUCGAAUUCGGAACUGGAAUGAUGCAACAAUUCAUCAGAGGAAUUGAUUCAUCAUUAAUGAUGAAUCUUUUCAGCGAUAAUAAAUUAAAUUCAUUACAAGAAAUCAAUCUACGAUUAUUAAUAUUGACUAUUCAAUGGAUCAAAAAUAUGCCAUUAUUCAUAAGACUAGAUAUUAAUGAUCAGCGUUCAUUAUUCCGUGAUUCAUGGAAAGAAUUGUAUAUUAUUAAUCUGGCUCAUUGGACAAUGACAAUGAAUGCCGUAACCUCGGGCGAUCAUUUUGAACAGACCGUUCAAACAUAUCUGAAUUCAUUGAUUGAUCAUUUUGAUUUUAUCGAUCCAAUGGAUACGAAUCAUCAUAACAAUAAACAUGUCUAUGAUGUUGAUGAUGAUGAUGAUGAUGAUUUUAUUGAUGAUAAAUCACAAACAAUUGCCGAUCAUCAUCAAAAACAACAAACAUCAUCAAUACAAAUGUUAAUGAAACAUAAAAUUAGCUCAAAAUUGAAUAUAAAGUUAGAUAUAGAGAAUAUUAAACAAGUGAUUGAUCAAUUCAAACAACUACAAUUAGAUGGUACUGAAUGUGGUUGUCUAAAAUCGAUUGCCCUAUUCAAUCCAGAAUGUCGACAUUUGAUUAAUAAACAAGAUUUAUUAAAACUUCAAGAACAAGCUCAAUGUUUGCUUAUUAAUUAUACGAAUAGAAAAUUUAAAUUACAAAAUCAUAAUGGAUCGAUGGCCAUAGAUGGCACUAGUGGACAUAAAGAAUUUGGAAAUCGUUUCGAACAAAUAUUGAUGAUGUUACCAUUAUUGAAACGAAUUUCAAUUGAAUCAAUUGAAGAUAUAUUCUUUCAUAAUUUAAAAGGACCAUUAUCAAUUCAAGUGCUAAUCGAAUGCAUCUAUAAUCAAUAAUUUUCAAAAAAAAAAACAAAACCACUCAUCCACACACAAACACACAUACAUAC